UAUAAAUCUCAUGUUCUGGGCAUGUCCGACGUUCAAGAGAAGAAGACGAAACGUAAGAAAAGAGAGAAACGUGACCGUUCUCUCGUAGACGAAGACGUUGAAGGAAGUCCGAGCAACGCAAAAUCUCGGAAAUCAAAAUCGAAGAAAGGAGAAAAAGUCGGCGGAACACCAGGGAAAAUUGCAGAAUUUCGAGGCUUUACACGAGCCGACGUACAGACUUUGUGUGGUCAGCUGAGCUAUGAAACUGCAGUGGCUGAUAACAAAGAAUUAUGGCUGCUGAAGAUACCAUUUGAUAUGGAUCCAUCUCGCCUCACAAACACUAAAGUCGUACUUGGAAUUAGACAGAACUUGGUGAUAAAAAAUGAGAAUGAAAAGAGAGUAUCGUGUGAAGUGUCUAGUCAGUCUACUGACAGAUCUGCGUCUUGUCACUGCCUGCUGGCGAGCGAAGACGGAACCCUUCUUCCGGCACAACUGACUGGUCACAUAACCAUCACGAGACGAAUCCACGUACCACAAUGCAGUCCUGUCAAAGACUGGACAGGAAAUGAAGCUAAGCGUGUCAUACCGAGUGAAUUAAAACAACGAUGGAAACCAUUCGGAUGUGGUAAUCACACCGGAAGUGAAUCUGUUCCAGAGUCAAGCACUAAAACUAGAGGCAAAAGAAAGUUGUUUUCUCCCACCAAGCGUGAUGUAGCUACUACGGAAAGCCCAUCAAAGAGAAAACGUAGGAAGAGUGGAGUGUAAACAGAAACGUGAAGGUUGGUUUCCUAGACCAGAGAUGUCGAUAUUGUUUAUACCAAUGAUUUGGUUCACUGUGUACGUCACCUGUGGAAUAAAUAUUUAAUUAAUUAAGCAAUAACAGUAAUAAUCAUGUAGAUUAGUUUAUCAGCCUGAAUGGCCGCGUGUGAAGUAAAGGCAGGAAACAGGUGAUUACGUUGUGUCUGGCUUUAGUGCUGACAUAUAUCACACGGAUAUAAUGUGGGUGCUUGCACCAUAUGCUUAGACAGUUGUUGGCAUGAUUCGUACUUGCAGUAGACAUGACGUGGUGCCUGGCAUCAAUGU
This is a messenger RNA of Corticium candelabrum, 1062 nucleotides long. RefSeq lists its product as uncharacterized. Bases 22 to 744 code for a protein of 240 amino acids. Gene Ontology annotation, biological process: transcription by RNA polymerase I. The transcript has 8 exons. The record is from RefSeq and is a predicted model, not a curated record. NCBI's taxonomy places the organism in Eukaryota, Metazoa, Porifera, Homoscleromorpha, Homosclerophorida, Plakinidae.